This is a messenger RNA of Serpula lacrymans var. lacrymans S7.9, 225 nucleotides long. RefSeq lists its product as uncharacterized. Lineage: Eukaryota; Fungi; Basidiomycota; Agaricomycetes; Boletales; Serpulaceae. The record is from RefSeq and is a predicted model, not a curated record. The annotation marks the transcript as partial. The transcript has a single exon.
ACCCAACUAGGGAAGAUUAAUUUAAUCUUAGGCUGGACCUGGCUAUUUAAACACAAUCCUGAGAUUGACUGGCAGACAGGGGUUGUCACAUUGUCACGUUGCCCUCAGGAGUGUGAAAACUUGGGUAAACCAAGUCGCGUCCGUCAAACUGAGCAUCUUGAAAAGAUAAACUGUUACAAUCACACAAUUUUCGGACCUUUCCUUCUUUUUCAUUCUCCGCUUUAA